Molecule: messenger RNA, 1313 nt
Organism: Lycium ferocissimum
Lineage: Eukaryota; Viridiplantae; Streptophyta; Magnoliopsida; Solanales; Solanaceae
Product: COP9 signalosome complex subunit 6a-like
Exons: 9
Coding region: 26-949 (307 amino acids)
Biological process (GO): protein deneddylation
Cellular component (GO): COP9 signalosome
Molecular function (GO): protein binding; metallopeptidase activity
Source: RefSeq, a predicted model, not a curated record
GACUACAGGAUACACUGCUACGACAAUGGCAUCAUCAUCAAGCAGUGGCCUAACAUUUAAGCUGCACCCACUUGUCAUACUCAACAUAUCUGAUCACCACACUCGCCUCAAAUCUCAAGCCACAGUCAAUAGAGAUUCCGAUUCACCUCCGCCACAACCACCUAGGGUAUUAGGUUGCGUUAUCGGUGUACAAAAAGGCCGUACUGUUGAGAUCUUCAAUAGCUUCGAAUUACUUUAUGAUUCGUCUACUCACUCACUCGACCGUACCUUCCUUGACAAGAAACAGGAACUCUAUAAGAAGGUGUUUCCUAAUUUCUAUAUACUGGGAUGGUAUUCAACGGGAAGUGAUGCUCAGGAAGCAGACAUGCACAUUCACAAAGCUUUGAUGGAUAUCAAUGAAAGUCCUGUGUACGUUCUUUUCAAUCCAUCUAUCAAUCAUGCACAGAAGGACUUGCCAAUCACUAUCUACGAAAAUGAGUUGCACAUCAUUGAUGGCAUCCCACAGCUUAUUUUUGUCCAAGCAAGCUACACAAUAGAGACGGUUGAAGCUGAACGGAUAUCUGUUGAUCAUGUCGCACAUCUUAAACCAUCUGAUGGAGGCUCUGCUGCAACUCAGUUGUCUGCCCACCUUACUGGCACACACAGUGCCAUCAAGAUGCUGAACAGCAGAAUUAGAGUGCUACAUCAUUAUCUUCUUGCUAUGCAAAAAGGUGAAAUUCCUUGUGAGAAUUCAUUGCUCAGGCAGGUCUCCAGUCUUUUAAGAAGAUUACCAACAAUUGAGUCGGAGAAAUUUCGAGAUGAUUUUUUGAUGGAAUAUAAUGACACAUUGUUAGUUGGUUACCUGGCCAUGUUCACCAACUGCUCUAGUACAAUGAACGAGUUGGUUGACAAAUUCAACACUGCAUAUGAACGACAUAGUAGGAGGGGUGGAAGAACUGCUUUCAUCUGAAAGUUGAUAUAUCUCCAAUAUUGCCUUUUUGCACUAUUUCUUUCCGGCUGUAGUUACAAGAUCAGCCAGCUUAGGUAUCCCAUUAAUGAAAACAGAGGAAUCACUUAGUAGCUUUGUUUUUCUUUUGCCUUUCGUUAGUGUUAGCCUGCCCCAUUUUCUUUGAUUCUUGUGGUGCUAUCAUAGAUAUGGUAGAAAAUGGCUGAGGUUUUUGAGUCCAAAAGCUUGUAAUUAAGCACUAUGGCGUUUUCCUGUUUCGAUCCCUGUAGUAGUAAUCUUAUGCAAGGAUAUUUCGUUUGUCGUAAUAUAGGAGUAUAAUAUUCUGGAAGAAUUGUGAGUUAUCAAAUAAAUGUGGAGUUUAUGUGUA